Messenger RNA from Rotaria socialis, 951 nucleotides. NCBI's taxonomy places the organism in Eukaryota, Metazoa, Rotifera, Eurotatoria, Philodinida, Philodinidae. The record is from the annotation of a GenBank genome assembly.
AUGAUGAUAAUGGCUUAUGUUAAUAAAAAAACAACGAUUGCUGCGCGUGAACCAGCUUAUUUGUCCGUGGAAUUAAAUGCACAUAAUUUAUUAUAUUUAAUUUUACUUGUUCAACAAAAGCAACUACCACCACAAUCAUUAUAUAUUCAUACUUUUAGCUCGCAAGCCUGUGAAUCAAUUUUUCGAAACACGCGCGCAUUAAGUGGAGUUUAUUCAACUAUAGUCAACUUCACUGUACAUGAUUUUUUACGACGUGCUCAAAGAUUGUCACUACUUAAUGAUAUUAAAUGCAAGCAUUUAAAUGAUACAUCAGUUAAUAAUUUAGUAUUUCCAGUUCAUUACAAACAUCGACAUGAUAAUCAAUCAUUAGCUACACAAAGUCAAGCAGAGGUUGAUCUAAUAGAUGUCGAACAAAUCAUUACCGAGGCUUAUCAUGAAGCAAUUUAUAUGCUUAAUGGCUUAGAAAUAUUGAAUUUACUGAACGAUAAAAAUGUUCUUGGCUUAAAACCAUUAAUUGAAUAUGUAUUUAAACAGUUAAAUUCAAAUUCAAAGAUGUACGACUACUCAUCUCAACUCAACCAGACAGAUGAUGGAGAAUUUGAAAUAGCUGAUGAUGAUGAUGAUGAUAAUGAUGAUGAUAAUGAUGACGAUAAUGGAACAGCAGCUGAUCUUAACAGUAAUGAUGGUUUUUCCUCAAAUGAUGGUUACGAUGAUGAUGCUGAACAAGAUAAUACUCGAAAUUUAAUAAAUACAACAAAAGAAGAAUUUUCUGGAAUGAAAGUUUUUAAUAUGGUGCAACCACAUAUAGAACAUUCUUAUUUUAAAGCUACAAUCAAUGAUAACAUAAAAUAUAUGCAUAAGCAGACUGCUUGUUGGUUAUUAACUGGUGAAAAAAGUAAAAUGUCAACCGAUCGAUUGCUUCGAGUACAACAGAUUAAUAAAAAAAGUUGA